Molecule: messenger RNA, 2421 nt
Organism: Marchantia polymorpha subsp. ruderalis
Lineage: Eukaryota; Viridiplantae; Streptophyta; Marchantiopsida; Marchantiales; Marchantiaceae
Source: the annotation of a GenBank genome assembly
AUGGGGACCUACGAGCCCGGACGGUCGGUCGCUGGAGUGUCCGUGAAAGCAAGACAAUUCUCCUUUCUAGCCGCCUGCUCUUCGUAUUCGUUCCUUCGGGCCCUGUGCGUGCUGCGACAGAGUAAACGCUCCAACAAUGCUUCAGUUAUGAUGCCACAGUCACGACGCUUUUCUCGGCACAUUUUUUCAAACCUUCAAGCGACGAUACCUCGAAAAGCUCCGAGAAUGAAGUUCCCGAGUCUGGUAGAGACUCGGGAAGUUCAAAGGCAACGAAAGAGGACGGCCAUCUUCCAAGCCUUUUGCUGUUCCGAAAUGCGACCUUCUUCUCUAAUCAACGGAUCGAAUCCGAGAGAGGCUGAUGCCCUUCUCUCAUUCAAGCACGGGAUCGGGAACUAUUCGGAGGGUGCCUUGGAUGAUUGGACUCCUGGCAAGCGAUCAGAGUACUGUUCGUGGACCGGAGUCACUUGCAAUCGUCAGCAGCAUGUUACUGCUCUCAGCUUGUCUUCGCUGGAUUUGACUGGCUCGUUGGGCCCUUCGUUGGGCAGUCUUUCGUACCUGGAAGAGCUCCAUCUGGACGAAAACUCUCUGCAAAGCGAGAUUCCUCCGGAGCUAGGACGGCUCUCGAGGUUGCGAAUCCUGAACCUGGAAGAAAAUUGGCUCUAUGGAAGCAUUCCCAAAGAGCUGGGAAAUCUGACAAGCCUGCAAGUACUGAACCUUGGCUCUCAGGGAUCGUGGUUCAAUGGAACGAUUCCAGAAGAGCUCGGGCAGCUCUCGGAACUACGGUUUCUGAAUCUCGGAGCUGUGCAGAACUGGGUUGCGGAGAAGGUCGAUUGGAUGACCGCUAGAAAUAAACUCAGAGGCACAAUUCCCAGGUCCCUAGGAAACUGCACAAAGUUGUGGUACUUGGAUUUCUACGGCAACGACCAUCUUACAGGUGUGAUCCCAAAGGAGCUUGGAAAGCUUAUACACCUGAAGUAUCUCAGUUUUCAGCAAAAUAACUUCACAGGAGCUGUACCACAUCAACUGGGGAAUUUGACCAGAUGCGAAUACCUUUUUUUUCGAAACAACUCACUGCAAGGGCUUCUACCCGUGGGACUUGCAAAUCUGUCUCGGCUCCUCGCACUCGAUGUUGCGUACAACUAUUUCACCGGAAACCUGGUCCAUGUCAGUUCCACAUCUUGGUCUGAAUUAGUAUAUCUCCUUGCAGAAUAUAAUUCAUUUAGUGGAACAUUUCCUAAGCUCCUCCUCUCUUGUCGCAACUUGGAGCGGUUGGAACUCAGUUACAACAACUUCAGUGGUUAUCUGCCUGCGGACCUUGGGAGGCUGUCAAGUGCGAAGAUUAUCUACAUCCACAGCAAUAUGUUUGGAGGAGAGAUCCCUGAAUCUUUAAAAAACAUCAGCUUGCUCACCUUACUCUCCCUCUCCAACAACAAAUUCACUGGUGCUUUGGAUGCAUUCACGAAUUCAACACUCCUGGAAUAUUUGGGUCUGGGAAGUUGGGGUUUGGUCCAAAAUAAAUUCACGGGACGUCUGACGGAUGUGAUGGUGAAGUCGUGGCCAAACAUGAAAUAUCUGUACCUCUUCAACAAUGCUCUGAUCGGAAAGCUCACCAGGGCCCUAGGUAAUGUGACCCAACUUAUGGAUUUGUAUCUAAUGGGAAACAAGUUCGAGGGAAGCAUUCCUGAAGAGUUUGGAGACCUGCAAAAGUUGGAAGCGUUGAGUUUGUAUGACAAUGAGCUCACGGGAAAGAUUCCCGCUAGCUUGGCAAACAUGCAGGAUGUCUUACAUAUCAACUUGGCAAAUAACAAACUAACGGGAUCCAUACCCCAGCAGUUGGGCAACCUUACGAAGAUCCGGCUCUUGAGUCUGCAUACAAACAAUCUGACUGGGGAGAUUCCACCGGAUUUGGGGAAGCUACAAACCUUGGAAAUUCUAUACCUCUUCAACAACAAUCUCAUUGGCACCAUUCCAGUUACUCUAACCAACUGCAGUGCCCUGAGGUAUAUGAGAUUGAGUUACAAUUCUCUUAGAGGGCACCUAGCGCACACAAAUUUUGCAAGACUACAAAAUUUAGAGAUGUUGGGUCUCAACGGUAACCAAUUCAGUGGACUCUUUCCCGUCACAUUAUGGAACUGCUCGAAUCUGGGGUGGUUGGAUUUGAGUAGAAACCACUUGUCGGGGGUGCUGCCACAGUUUGAUGUCCUAAAUGCACAGUUGGAUCAGCCGCAGUCACAGAGGGGAGACUUGUCGGGGUUGGAACUGUUGAAUCUUGCAUCCAACUUCUUCAUUGGUUUCAUACCUUCUUCGAUUUGGAAGUUGCCUGCACUGCAAGUGCUUGACCUUUCUUCCAACAAGUUUAUUCGGUGUAUUGCCUCAAGAUCUCUCAGGAUUGGUGAUGUACAAGCUACCCGCAGAGAGUAA